ACCCAGUGAGGGUAUUUAAAGUCUGCACUUCCAUCCCUGAUCAUCCUGGUUCCAGGUCCUGCUGCUGAGACGACUUCACUGCUCACAACCCAAAGAACGAUGGCCUCAGUUCUCUACUUGGCGUUGCUCCUCUCUCUGAGCUGCGUUCUCUGGAGCGGAGCCGAUGUGAGUCUGCCUUCUUCUUUUCUCAAGUGGGUGGCGCUCCACCAGGCUGGAAUUGCUCGUUCAUGCCCACGUGGUUGGAAUAAUUAUGGAAAUCGCUGUUUCAUCUUCCAGAAUAACCAAACUGACUGGGCUACUGCUGAGCGUGCCUGCCAUAGAUAUGGUGGAAAUCUGGCCUCCGUCCACAACAAAGGUGAAUUCACUUUCCUCCAGAAGCUGAUCAGAUUUGAGAAAGGAUCGUACCAGAGGACCUGGCUCGGAGGCCAUGAUGCUGAGAAGGAGGGUGUGUGGCUGUGGAGUGAUGGGUCGAGGUUCAGCUUCACCCAGUGGGGCACAGGAGAACCAAACAACCUUGGUGGAAAUGAACACUGCAUGGAGAUCUACGAGCUAGGAGACAUGAAUGAUGCACCAUGCACCACAAGGAGUUACUCCAUCUGUGCCAAAAGACGCUAACUCCUCUUUCCUCUUCCUGAGAAAUCCAACAUGACCAUGUGACCUUCUCACUGGUGAUGUCACUUCCUCCAGGAUGUCAGGCCUCGAUGGCGUCGCUGCUGGAAGAUACAAGGAUAAAAUCUUUUUUCAAAUAAAUCUGUUGCAUCAAUAAA
Molecule: messenger RNA, 767 nt
Organism: Poeciliopsis prolifica (blackstripe livebearer)
Lineage: Eukaryota; Metazoa; Chordata; Actinopteri; Cyprinodontiformes; Poeciliidae
Product: galactose-specific lectin nattectin-like
Exons: 8
Coding region: 100-615 (171 amino acids)
Molecular function (GO): signaling receptor activity
Source: RefSeq, a predicted model, not a curated record